CCAUUUUAUUAGAGGGAGGAAAGCUGCAGUUCUGUUCAGCGCUUCUUGUAUUGAAAUGAUCUGAGCGCGUGCCCGCGUGUGUAUGUGUGCGCGCGUGUGUGUGUGUAUGUGUAGCAGCCCAGCCCAAGCAGUACGCCCCGUUCCCCCCUCCUUCCCUUCCCUCGACGCUCUUCCUCAGUUCAGCCCGCAGCAGCUGCCGUCCGGCUCCACGGUUUCUCCUCCAGACAUGGCCGCGAAAGUGUGCAGACUCCUGCUGUCCCGGAGCAGCGUCGCCGUGGCUUCUCCGUUCCCCGCGCUCGGUGUCUCCUCACACGGGCAGCACCAGCACCCAGGAACGGAGACUCUAUCUGGAGUCUUUGUCCAGCAGAGUGUGAGAAGAGGACACAAUCUGAGGUCCUCCGGCAGGGCGACACUCUUCAGCCAGCCCAGGGCCUACCUACCUCCUCAGGGCUGGAAGGGAACUCCUACAUGGCAGGCUCAUAGGCUGCUGUGCUCGUCUGCAGCUUCAGAAGAGGUGACGGUGGUGUAUCAGAACAGCCUGCCGGUGAUCUCGGUGAGGCUGCCGUCUCGAAAGGAACGCUGUCAGUUCACUCUCAAGCCCCUCAGUGACAGCGUGGGAGUCUUUCUCCAGCAGCUGCAAACUGAGGACCGGGGUAUCGACCGAGUCGCUAUCUACUCCACAGAUGGCGCGAGAGUAGCUUCCUCUACAGGGAUCGACAUUUUGCUGCUGGACGACUUUAAGCUAGUCAUUAAUGACACCACGCACCUUGUCCGGCCACCUCGAAGAGAGUUGUUGCCGCACGAGGACACUGAGCGGCUGAACGACGUGAAGCUACUGGUGCAGCAGCUCUACACGACUCUGCGCAUAGAGGAGCAUCAGCUGAACAAAGAGAGAGAGUUGAUUGGCCGGCUGGAGGAUCUCAACUCCCAGCUUCGCCCGCUGGAAAAGGUGAAAGAUGAGCUCAGCAGGAAAGCAGAGCGCCGGACCACCUGGGUGCUGUGGGGAGGCAUGGCUUAUAUGGCUACCCAGUUUGGCGUGCUGGCACGGCUAACCUGGUGGGAGUACUCAUGGGAUAUUAUGGAGCCCGUCACCUAUUUCAUCACCUAUGGCACAGCUAUGGCCAUGUAUGCCUACUUCGUGCUCACACGCCAGGAGUACAUCUACCCUGAUGCUAGAGACAGACAGUAUCUGCUGUUCUUCCACAAGGGAGUGAGGAGGACAAGCUUCGACAUCGAAAAGUACAACAAACUGAAGGACGCAAUUGCUGAGGCCGAGUUGGACCUGAAGCGCCUGAGAGAUCCCCUCCAGCUGCACCUCCCCAUCCAGCAGAUUAGCACCAGCAAGGAUUGAUCCCUGGACAUUGAUGCUGGGGGAUACAAUCAAAUGCAGGAGAGCUAUUUUUGCCCCAACAUCCCUGCCUGGAGCAGAGCUGUCCUCUCUGUCUCCUCUUGUCCCCUCCUGUCCUUUACCGGCUGGGACUCUGGACUGCCGGAGACAUCUCCCCGUGUCUCAGUCGCAAUCCUGUGCAAAUCACAGAGCUGGAACAGGACUUCAACCACACUGCUGCUAAGUGUGUCCGAGGAGAAAGGGGUCAGGUGAUGAGCAUCACUUCCUGUACAGACCUGUUGCAAGCUGCAGACCAGAGAUCUACCGGCUGAACAUCACUGUGUGUUGAAUUAUUCCAAAAAAAUACAAAAAAAAAGAAUGGAGAAAAAAAAAAAAGAUUUUUGGGCACUUUUAAUUUUGAAAGCCAUAUUAUAUUAUUAUUAUAUUUGUUAUAAUGGGUGAGGAAAUGAACUACGCUUUUUCUUUCAUAUUGGUGGAGGAGUUUCUUUCUUUCGUUUUUUAAUUCUUUUCCUUUUCAUGUCAUUACAUCGGAUCAGGCCAUUUUUUUGGUAUAAUGCAGCUCCUGAUAUGAAAUGACAAAAUUACUACGCUAACACACAAAAUAACUCACUUUUUUUUUUUUAUACAUCACAAAUGCAGUCUAUGAAUGGUGACAUUGAAUUAGUCCACAUAUGCGAAUUUUUUUUUUUUUUGCUUUAAAACCUGUGGAGAUUGACAGAGGAACACACCAGUGACAGAUUCAGAAGGUUUCCUCUUCUUUUCUGUGCCAGAAAACUGUUACCCACAGUGCCUCACAGCACCCCUGUGCAGCCACGUCCUGGUCUCUCAGCCUCAGCCCUUCCGAGCCAGACGCAUCCAUCCUUCAAGACUUUUCCCCGGGCUGUUUACUGUAUCAUACGAUUGCGUUACAAAUAAAUGAAAUCAAAUAUUAGAGACGAAAUCAAGGCGUGCACCUGCACAGCUCCUCUGUAUGCCAAGAAUAUCCUGAAGCGCAAAAGAGAUCCGUGUAAUAUAUUAGAUCCUAGACGUAGUUGGUUAUCUCGCGCAGAUUUUUUUUGCGGCAUGCCGUAGCGCGUGACUUUUGCAUUGUUUCAUCUAGAACAUGGCGUCUUUAGGGGGACCCGCUUUAGAACAGAUGCAUUCUGAAGUAGUUACAUCUGUGGAUGGAAUAUUGGACCGCUUAAAUACGCACACUGCUUUUUUUUUUUUAAUUAUUAUAAUUAUUUCUUUCUCCAUAAAAGACAUGCAUGCAUUUCUUCUGGACAAGGUGCUCCGUGUGAAGUUGAGUAGGAAUCACGCCAUAACUCAUAUUUGUGUCUCAGAAGAAUCUGCGUGCAUUUCUGUACUUUCAGAGGGUUCUUACAAUAUCUUCCUUUAUUCAUUUAGAUGUGCUGCAGAUGCUUCAUACCGCCAAAAAAAAAAGCCUUUUUAACUAUUAAGGCAUCAUGAUUGUAUAGAAAAUAUAUAGAGAAUGCAUCCAAAAGAUGUGUUUUUUCUGCAGCACCCCCAUGCAGCAUUUGCUCAGAUUGAUGCCAGUGAUCAAUCUAACAGCCUUGCAAUCUCCAUUGCAGUAAAAUACUACAAAGCCUAAUUCUGCAUGUUGGCUUUUGUGCACUGCGAAUGAGACAUUUCUCCAUGUGUGUAUCCCUCCAGGCAGUCACAGCACACAUACCCAGUGGCUCAGCAUGGCAAAAUGAGCUAUGGGACUGUCUGGAGCUUGAUGUUGAGACACGGCUUACUUAUUUAAUCAGCGAAAUGUCAUACAACGGCAAGUCGGGGGGAAAAAUCCGUCGAUGCGUUUCCGAACGUGUCGCGCGAAAAGCUUUGACGUUGAUAGGAAGGAAAAGCACAAUCAUAUCAAUCCAGGAAAGGCCACAUCUGAAUAAGUGAGCUGAAAUUGUAUUGCGAGCAUUGGAAUAUGGUUUUUAAAGAGACUGCAGUGGUCUACAGUGAUAAAUCUGAAGCUUAUCGCAGGUAGUUCGAUAAUUGCGUCCAUAUUUCACAAGGAACAGGUUUUUCGCCGCUCUCAGCCUUCAUCCCGCAAAGUUUGGAAAUGCUGUCGCGGUAAGACCGCCUCGUCGAUAUACACCUCCGUCAAUACGAUCGCCAGUCGAACUGUUUUUGUACGACCCUGCGAGUGGGUCUGAGUAAUUCGUUCCCAUCCUUAUCGGUCCUGAUCAAUAGGACUUAAUCAAUCGUUUCCUGCGCCCCCUUUGGCCUCUCGUCCUGGUACCGUCGAUAAUCAUAAAUCCUUGUAUGCUGUUGCACGUGCAAAAGGGAAGCGAAGGGCAGACACGGUGUCUAAAAAACACUUCCUGAAUCGCCCUGCAAAGCUGAAACCAAAACCAUUCUCACUGGUCAAUGCCUCAGACUUUAUCACCAUUGAGCAUUUUUACUUUUUUUUUUAAUUAUUGGUUUCAUUGAUUUUUUUUUUUUUUUUAGUGUUUGCCUUGUGUUUGUCUGCUUUGCCUUUCUUUUCUUUAUUUUUUUCCCUUACAAGAGUAUAUGUAAUAUAUGGAACUUAUUCUAAAGCAGGUGUUGCAUGAAUGUAAUGUUUACAUGGGGAAACUAUAUAAAAAUGACCCAAAAAAGCUGCAAAGUUUAAAGAAUACCGGUAUGUCGAGGAAUUUAGUGCAGUUUUUAAUUUCCUACCAUGUGCUUUUGAGACUGCCCAGAAAGAUAGAUAGGCAGCAAACGUCCAGCCAUGCAUCACUUUUUCUUUUUUUUCUUUUUUUUCUUCUCUCUCUUCUCUCAUUCUCUAUACAUUUAUAUCUUUCAUGUACCUCUUCAUAAGCCCACGCAUUUUCCACAGCACAUAAAUUGUCAGAGGAGUGCAUUAUUUUACAUUUUUACCAGAUGCACUGAAGAAAAUUGUCUAUAUAUAUAUAUAUAUAUAUAUAUAUAUAUAUAUAUAUAUAUAUAUAUAUAUAUAUAUAUAUAUAUAUAUAUAUAUAUAUAUAUAUAUAAACUUGUUGCGUUCACAUUAACAUAUUUUCUUCAUUUCAUGAUUGUUUUUAUCAAUGGCAUCAGAUGCUGUGAUAUCGGAAGAAUAUAAAAAUACAAAUGUAAACUCCUGUAUCAUUUAUGAAAUGUGUAUAAAAGAGAAAUGUAAUUCACUUAUCAAUAAAUACUUAUCCAGUUUUGGAA
Silurus meridionalis is the source of this 4495-nucleotide messenger RNA. It is a transcript of the gene mcu, whose product is annotated as mitochondrial calcium uniporter. Gene Ontology annotation, biological process: mitochondrial calcium ion homeostasis; calcium import into the mitochondrion. The record is from RefSeq and is a predicted model, not a curated record. The transcript is spliced from 10 exons. Gene Ontology annotation, molecular function: calcium channel activity; uniporter activity. NCBI's taxonomy places the organism in Eukaryota, Metazoa, Chordata, Actinopteri, Siluriformes, Siluridae. The coding region runs from base 83 to 1351 and encodes 422 amino acids. Gene Ontology annotation, cellular component: mitochondrial inner membrane; uniplex complex.